CCGGCAGGCCAACCACCGCUACUGUGCGGCGGCCGUUAGAGUCCAACCGCUCUUUAGGCGCGUGCCGCCGCCGCUUCCGCGCACGCCGUGUGCAGCUGCAGGAGGGAGCAGGGAGGGCUCCGUCCCGUUCUCCCCCUCCCCCUCCGGGGUCCUGCCAGCCGCCGCCGUUGCAGCCGGUGGGCGCGGGGAGGCGACAGCGAGUCCCCACUGCCGAGCCGCCUCGCGCAGAGACUUUUUUUACCUUCUCUCGCUUUCCCCUUCGUUACCCACCAUGCUCCGGACUCCGCCGCUCGGUCGGGGAGAGGAGCCCGCGGCUGACCCGAGAGCCUGUCCCCGGCGGAGAUGAGGGAGGCAGCGCCGGGCAGGAGGAGACGGAGCUGACUAGACCCACGCGCUCCCCACACCACCAUGAGGGAAGAGAGAGAAGCCGCCGCCGCCGCCGCCUCCCAGCAUGGACCUAGCAAACUCCCCCAGCCGCCGCCGCAGGACGGCGGCGGGGUGGCUGCCCCCCUGGCCCGCCCCGGGAGCGGCCCGGAGAGCCUGCGGAACGGCUAUGUGAAGAGCUGCGUGACCCCCCUGAGGCAGGACCCCCCCAGGGGUUUCCUCUCCCUGCUGCUGCUCCCCGCCGCCUCCCCCCGGGCUCUGCUCAGCCUGGGCGCCCUGGCCGCCUUUGUCCUCUCGCUCCUGCUCUCCUACGGCCGGAGCAGCCCCUGGGGCCAGCAGGGCGAGAGCGGCUGGCGGGGCCCUUCGGCGCUGCGCAUCCUGCUGGGACUGUCCCACUGUCUCAGCCCCCUCUUCAGCAUCGCCUGUGCCUUCUUCUUCCUCACCUGCUACCUGGCCCGGGGCAAGCGCGAGGAGCCCGGCGGCGGCGGCGGCACCAGCCUCUGGUGGCUGCUGGCUCUGCCCCUCUGCUGUUACUCGGGGGACUUCGUGGCGCUGCAGUGGUUGUUACCCGCCGAUGGGCACCGAGACUCGCCGCAGGGCCCCGCCGAGCUGCAGAUGGUGGCAGGCCGGCUGCUGACCGUGCUGGGCUCGGUGGCGGUGCUGACCCUGCUGCAGAGCACCCUGAAGCUCCGCCGAAGCCUCCUGGUCUUGGUCUUCUCCAGCCUGGUCUGGCUGGUCUCGCUCACCAGCCUCAGCUCGCUGCCCCCAAGCCUCAGACCGCUGCUGGCCGGCUCAGUCGGCAUGGCCGGCUGCCUCCUGGCAUUGCUGGGUUGGCAGCGCCGCAUCUUCUCCGCUCAGAGCCAGGGAGCGCAGCACCAGCAUCACCACCCGCGGCUUCCCAGCGUGGAGGAGAAAGUGCCUGUGAUCAGACCCAGGAGGAGGUCUAGCUGUGUGUCCUUAGGGGAAACGCCAACCAGCUACUACGGCAGCUGCAAAAUGUCCAGGAGACCCUCGUUGCCUUGUAUUUCCAGAGAACAGAUGAUUCUUUGGGACUGGGAUUUGAAACAGUGGUAUAAACCCCAUUAUCAGAAUGCUGGCAGUGGAAGUGGAGUUGAUCUUUCAGUACUAAAUGAGGCUCGCAACAUGUUAUCAGACCUCUUGAUCGAUCCAGCCCUUCCCCCACAUGUGAUUUCUUCCCUUCGAAGCAUUAAUAGUUUGAUGGGUGCUUUCUCUGGCUCAUGCAGGCCAAAGGCUAACCCGUUCACACCAUUUCCUGGCUUUUACCCAUGCCCUGAAAUGGAGGACACAGCUGAAAAAGGAGAUCGAAAGCUGCACAAGGGAUUAAAUAGCAGGAAUAGUUUACCAACACCACAGUUGAGACGAAGUUCAGGAGCUUCUGGCCUGCCACCUAUUGAACAGUCAUCUUCUAGGUGGGAACGCAAUAAUGGCAAGAGACCUCAUCAAGAAUACAAUACUUCAAGCCAAGGAUCCCAUCCAAAUGGGCCUUUCAGUACAAACCUACUGACAAUACCAAAACAAAGAUCAUCUUCGGUGACAUUGACUCAUCAUAUAGGUCCCAGACGAGCUGGUACUUCCCCUAGCCUGAGUCCUGUUGGUUCAUCUAGUCAUGGGUCUAUCUCCAGUGGAUCCCUUGUCAGUCGGUCACCUGUAGAAUUUCCUGAUACUGCUGAUUUUCUUACUAAGCCAAGUGUUAAUUUACAUAAACCUCUGGGAUAUACAUUUAAUUCUCCAGAUUUUCAGCAACAAGUUAAAGCUUCUACAAGCUAUAUUUGUAACAGCUGUGGACAUCAACUUCUCAAGCGUAUUUCAACAUCACAGUCAGAAUCUGGUGCAGAAUAUCAAGGCAGAAAAUCAGGUGAAGAUGGAACCACUGGUAUUUCAAAAGAGUCAGUCCACCAUACAGAAGGACGGAAAGAUGAAAGAAAAGAAAGCAGAGACUGCAGAAAAAAGUUGAUAGAAAGUGACAAUCAGCAAAUGGCUCAAACACAGAAUAACCAGCAAUCUGAUAUGGAACAGGAUUCUUCAUUAGAACUGAUGAUAAUAGAAGAUCAUGUAUCAUUAAUGGAGAAGAUGAACAAUUGGAAUUUCCAAAUUUUUGAUCUAGUGCAAAAAAUGGGAGACAAAUCUGGAAGGAUCCUUAGCCAGGUGACAUACACCUUGUUCCAAGACACUGGCUUGUUUGAAAUUUUCAAAAUUCCAACACAAGAAUUCUUGAAUUACUUUCGUGCACUAGAAAAUGGCUACCGAGAUAUUCCCUAUCACAAUCGUGUACAUGCCACAGAUGUUCUUCAUGCAGUAUGGUAUCUCACAACACGGCCCAUUCCUGGGUUUCAGCAAAUUCACAGUGAUCAUAUAAUGGAAAGUGACAUGGAUGCAGAGAGUGAUAUUGCCCCUGGUCGAGUCAGUUAUAUUUCUUCAAAGAGCUGCUCUAUUGUUGAUGACAACUAUGGAUGCAUGGCAUCAAACAUUCCUGCCCUGGAGUUGAUGGCUCUGUAUGUAGCAGCUGCCAUGCAUGAUUAUGAUCAUCCAGGUCGUACAAAUGCUUUUCUAGUUGCUACAAAUGCACCUCAGGCUGUGCUCUACAAUGACAGAUCAGUCCUAGAAAACCAUCAUGCUGCUUCUGCAUGGAAUCUCUUUUUAUCUCAACCAGAAUACAACUUUCUACCUAAUCUUGAUCAUGUGGAAUUCAAACGGUUUCGUUUCUUAGUGAUCGAAGCAAUCCUCGCAACAGAUCUCAAGAAACAUUUUGAUUUCCUUGCUGAAUUUAAUGCCAAGGCCAAUGAUAUAAACAGUCACGGUAUAGAAUGGAACAAUGAGAAUGACCGCCUGCUAGUUUGUCAAAUAUGCAUCAAAUUGGCAGAUAUUAACGGGCCAGCAAAAGUUAGAGAUCUGCACCUGAAAUGGACAGAAGGCAUUGUUAAUGAAUUUUAUGAGCAGGGUGAUGAAGAAGCAAGCCUUGGAUUACCUAUUAGCCCCUUCAUGGACCGUUCUUCUCCUCAACUUGCAAAAUUACAAGAAUCUUUUAUUACUCACAUAGUUGGCCCCCUUUGUAAUUCCUGUGAUGCAGCUGGCUUGCUUCCAGGCCAAUGGCUUGAUUCAGAGGAGGAUGAUAUAGAAAGUGCUGAAGAUGAAAAUGGAGAAGAAAUGGAGAGUGAAGAUGAAGAAAUGGAAGAUGAUUUUGGUCAAAAACUACAAAGAAAAAAAGGCAGAAGGCGAAUAUUUUGCCAGCUAAUGCACCAUCUGAGUGAAAAUCACAAAAUAUGGAAGAAUGUGAUUGAAGAAGAAGAAAAAAAUAAAGCUGAAGGGAGUAAACUGCAGCCAGAUAACUCAUCCUUACCUCAAACAGAUGAAAUUCAGGUUAUUGAGGAAGCAGAUGAAGAAGAGGAACGACAGCUAGGAGAGGAGAAAUCAUGUUGAGAAGAUUUCAGACUGAUGUACAAUACAAUAGCAGAAAGCAUAUAUUCAGUUUUCACUGUGCUGACUAUGGACUAACACAGUUAACAUGCAGUUGAAAGGCCUUUAUACUGUGAGAGGAUUCUUGCUGCUCUAGCAGAAUCCCACUCCUAUGCACUUUCACCACAUGGAAUAUAAAACUUUAUUCAAAGAUUGAAUAUCGUAUACCAUGAUGCAAAGUUCUCCCUGCCCUUCUUGGUGUACAAAUACCUUGAUAUAAUGCUGCCUUGCUGAAUUCAGAGCUCUUAUUUUCCAUGAGGUACCUCCAGUUCUAAAAAAAUUCAGUGACUUCAUUUACCAAAGUGGCCAGAACUUUUUGCGUAUGUGGAAAUGUUGGGUAGAUCCUAAUAAUAUUUUGAGAUUUGUACUUCAUGUUAUUUUUUAACAUGAAUAUAAAAAGGAAGUCUGUGCCUGUAUGAAAACCAAUAUUAAUGUUGCAGUACAAACCUGAUUGGGGGCCUUUACUCAGUGCAAUGGUUUACCUAAUACAGUUAUCUCAGAUUGGUUUAACCAUUUGAUGACUGUGAAACAAAAGCUAAAUUCUAAUUUUUGUGGUUUAAAAAAAUCCCAGGUGCAUCUGUUUCUGAUGCUUUUUACUGUUGUGCAUAAUAUGCCGUUUUUAUUUUUGCUGAAAAUAUUCAGGUUUGCAAUGGGUAUUCAUGACAGCUGUUGAAUACAAGGCUCUCAUUAUAUAUUGCCUUGCUGUUCUGUGGUAGAACAUUUUAAAAACUGUUCAAUUAUUUUAAUUAUGAAGGGAUUUUAUUUUUAGUCAGUAAUGCUAUAUGUUCCACUCUUACUCAGGAUUCAUGUUAAAAAAACAUGUUAAUUUACCACACAGCAGAUUUUAUAUAAUUUAAAAUCCUGCACCAAUGUUAGAUGUUAAUUUUUUGAGGAAAAUAAGAUCAUAAUUCAUUUAUUCUUUGUAUGUAAAACUUCAGGAGAAUUAAAGUUUCGGUUUGUUUUUUUUUUAAAAAAAGCUAUUGUUUCAAAAUGGCAAGUGUUCCCUGCCCCUAUAAAUCAUGCAUAGAUACAUACCACAAAACAUAGUGUAAACCACUCAUGCUAGAGAUAAACAACUUAAAAACUUUUUACUACUGUUUUGAAAGAACAUGCAUACAUUGAAUAAAGAAUGUAUUACAGUGUUGUCAUUGGAAUGUCACCAUCUCUAUAUGUCCCAUAUUUUAGUGCACUUUAAUCUUUCAUUUUCCAUAAUACACACAUCAUAUAUUUCCUUUAAUCAGAUGUACAUCCUGGCCAGUACAUAUAGAAUGCAGAACAUGACUACUAUGUAUUUGUAAUACCCCACAGCAGUGUAAAUACAGUUACUGUAUUACAGAAUACAUAGGGGUUUAGGUUUUUAAGUGAGAAGUCUAAACAUUUCACAGAAGUUAUCAGGACAAGUAUAAUUGUGAGGAUAAUUGCAAAGAAACUGCAUAAACUAGUUAGGCUGCAAAUAUGUAAUUUUCUUAUGCAAACAGUAAACUACACUAAUUUUAAAUGAGUACCUUUUAAUACCAAACAAGUCUUUACAUUCUGCACAGUGAAUAAAUCCAGACUUUUGUUUUUGUUAAUCUUGCAGACUGUAUCUAAAUUUAUCUGUGUUUAUACCUUAAUCUCAAUUGGGUAAAAAAAUGUAAUCUUCUUAAGAUAAACUUAGUGUAAACCAUUAUGUUAUACAUUACAUUGUUAUGAUUUUUAAUCUAAUUUUGUACAAUUGGCCAUCUAAAUUACUAGAAAUGGGAGCUCUGAGUUGUUUUUGUCUCAGACACUUGUGUUAUUUAUUAUAGAAAGCCAGUGCCAAAUUCCCCUGUGACUGCCAUCAUUGCUACCACCACAUCUUUUGUAACACCUAAGCAGUGUUCCCACCAAAUAUUUCUACCGGUAAUAAAAUUUAGAAAAUGUAAGUUGACUGUGCAUUUACAUUGUACAUUCUGUUCAUAGAUUUCCCCCCAUAAAAUUUGAUUACUGUAGCAAUUAUGCUUCACUUGCAUUAUGCUUUAUUAAUUACUCAGUAUCUGGUGUAUUCAGCAUAUACAUGUGCAUUUAAGAAUGAACACUGUCUGCCUCACAUAAUAUUUAAUUUCAGUUUUGUUUUACCUGAUAAAGUGGUGAGAAAUGCUUUAGCAUGGAUGUAAUAUUUUAAUUUGCAACUUUUCUUUUAACUUCUCUAAAUUAAGACCUUUAUUAACAGAAUACUAGAAAGAUAUUAUAAUAGGGUAAGAAAAAGUUAUGUUUACCUGAUACUAAGUAUUGGCAACAAUUUUCACUGGCAGAUUUCUAUAUAGUUAGAAAUGUAGAAGCAGCCUUUAGAGUUAAACAUGGAGAGACUUCAGUGCUUGGUAAAUUGCACCCCUUUGGUACAUGCUCAGAUUAAGUCUUUCCAAGCUAUACAGACAAAAUUAAUCAUAAAACAAAAUAAAACCAACUUGGAAUGUGCAUGUGUAUAAUAUGUGACUAAUCCCAGUCUGAGAUCAGGAAACAAAUGGAGGUAAUAACAUCAUUACUAAAGGCCAGAUCAAACAUUUGCAAACAUGGCUAUAAUAAAAAGUGAAGGACGUGGUUUUACUGACCCAACAAAAGGAGGAGUCGGAAUACUGGCUAUGCUGCCAUCAGCAAUAAUAAAUGAUCAGGUAAGGCAGGCCAGGCUAGUAUGAGUAUAGCAUUCUCACAGUUCAUUCCAUCCCUCAGCUCCCAGUCCACUUCUGGUGUCAGUUCAAGGCCAUCAGUUAAUUAAAACCCAGUUACAUUUUUAUUCAUGACCACCAAGAAAGCUGUGCUGCUCUGAUACAGUGCAGCUCACAAAACCCAGUACAAAGCACAUAAUAGCUAGAUUCUCAUUUGAGGGAAUCCUAAUUAUGAAGUCAGUCCCCACGGGAACUUGGACCAAGGUGGAAGUUAACCACCUUUAGGGAACUAUUCAGAUUCUUUUUAUUUGAGAAAGCAUAGAUGUAAAACAAACAAACCUUUAAAAAUACCAAAAAGACAUCAAAAUAACUCUCCCCAAAUAUUUAUUUAAUCAAACCAGAGUCUCCUCCAACCAGGGAAGAGGAAAGUGCAGAUAUUUCCAUGAAGCGCACUAGGAUCCUCACUAUGUAAAUCUUAUUUACCUGAAAAUCACUUAGCCACCAUAGUGCUGGAUGUUAUACAAAACAUUAGAUAACACUAUAAAAUGCUCUUCCUGUUUAGCAAAGCCUUCAUUCUGGACAAAUGGGUUAUCUCUCGGUUUGAAAACAGGUAUUCUAACCAAACAAAUUAACAAGACUCUUUCCUGCCAAGUGGUUUCCCAUAGUCGUUCUCUUCACUGGGUUCUCUCUUUUCCUCAUUGCCUGCCUUGCAUUAUGGAUGGAACCAGUCUGUAAAUUCUGCUCCCUCUGUGUAGCCGUUUCUUCCUUUGACAUCAGGGUAUUAUGUUGGGGCAUCUGACCUAGUCAAAAACAACUAGUGGCAUCCUCCUUCAAGCUCCCUUUCCACAGCAAAGCUAGACAGAUGAGUCCAGGACUUACGAUGGCAAGAGCAAUGCCGCACUCCUUGAGGUAAGUGCCCAUUCAACAAAGCUGCUCCCAGAAAUAAUUGUUUGCCUGGGUAAAACCCUAUCUGAGAAGUUUUAUUUAUGUUCCUUGCAUUCAACCUUCCUUCUUUAAGAAAAUGGAUAUAAAGGAGAUCUUACUCUGUCACUUCAUCUGAGAAAUUGGCAGCCAGGUCCACCAAAAGCAAAUAAAAAAUUGAGGAAAAAUCUUCUCCAAAGAAGGGGCAAUUUCUAUUUCUUCCCCUUUGGAAGAUGAGAAAGAGGAUGUGCCUUCUUUCAGGCAUUGCAAUCCAUAAGGACAAGUUUAGACAUAUUACUUUAGCCCUUUCCAAAAGAAAUAUAAAAGGAUUCAGGUGGUGAUUAGCUGAUUCUUCCCUCAAUACCAUUAUUACUACUGUUGGAGUGUUGUCUGGGCCCUGCAUAUUGGCUCUGCUACUGAAGUGAUUUCAGGAGCAGUGCAAAUGUGUCGGGCGGGGAAAGGGUGGUUCAUUAUCUGCAUCCCUCACCAAUGCAGGUGGUGUCAGUUACUGUUUUAAUGUCCUUUACUCCGGAAUAAGUUCUUAAUUGGUGAAUAAUAAUUUAGUGUUUGCCUUUGGUAUUUCUGUAUACUAUAUUUUUAAAAGCAUAUAAUAUUGCAUAGCUAUGGCACUGAGCUAAAAUAAA
Molecule: messenger RNA, 8047 nt
Organism: Mauremys mutica (yellowpond turtle)
Lineage: Eukaryota; Metazoa; Chordata; Testudines; Geoemydidae
Gene: PDE3B
Product: phosphodiesterase 3B
Exons: 16
Coding region: 409-3822 (1137 amino acids)
Biological process (GO): signal transduction
Cellular component (GO): membrane
Molecular function (GO): protein kinase B binding; 3',5'-cyclic-AMP phosphodiesterase activity
Source: RefSeq, a predicted model, not a curated record